UCCAGCUGCUCCAAUUCCUCUCCUCUGGAUUCUUGAUAGUUUUUGGGGUGAGGGGAGGUGAGCUGAGCCAAUCCCACGUGUCCCAGCUCAGUCUCCCCUCCAACCACCUGAGCCCCCACCAUAUUUAUGGAGAGAAAUUAGCCAGUAAAACGUAAAGAACAAGAGAACUACAUUCAAACUAAGCUGGAAAAGAAUAUUUGCAUGAUCUGUGACUGUGAGAGUAGAUGAGUCUUCUGGCUAAUCCUCUGGCCUUUGAAAUCACCGCAAUCACUUUCUUCAUCCUCCUUCUAAUUUGCUUCAUUUGCAUCCUCCUUUUAUUGGUGGUUUUUUUAUAUAAAUGUUUCCAAAGCAAGAAAGAUGUACAGACAGAAAAACGCCCUUGUGCAGAUGGUAAUGGAGGUGAAGGUUGUUUAGCUGCUAAUGUGGAGGCGAACAUUUCAAGAGACCAAGAAAAGACUCUCCUGACACAAAUCAUAGACUUGAACGCACCCAUGAGGCCUGGCAUUCUUGUCCAGAGACGGAGUAAAGAAGUGUUGAUCACACCCUUAGAAGAGAAAGAAAACAUGGAAGAAGAGGGGGAGGACGUAGUAAGAGAGAAGCAAGAACCUAAGAAUGCUGAAGGAAAUGGUCAAGAGGAUGAUGAUUUGCAAAAACCACCCAUACCUAUCACCAGCAGUCAAUCAGCUGUUGAAAACCACAGAAGACCUUUAAAAGGAGUGACAUUUUCUAGGGAGGUAAUUGUUGUGGACCUUGGGAAGGAAUACCCGAAACCUCAAAGCUACCCUUUAGAACAUAAAGAGAGAAAAUUAGCUCAGAAAAGUGUGGGUAAACGAAAUGUAAACUUAGAUGAACAAUGAAAUGACUGGGGGUACAAGAUCAUGAUGAAAUGGCAAAGUAUGGGGAAUUAAGCAAAUACAGAUAGUAUUUUACCUUUGUGCAGAAACAAGUGGGCUACAUGCAAAAUUUUUAAGUAAAAUACCCAGAGCUUGAAUAUAGUUUUUUUUUUAACUCGAAUCUGAGUUCAAGAAAUGUAUUGUAUUAAGUGUCCUUAAAACACUACUCAAACACUGUUCUAACAUGUGAAUAAAGUUAUUUGUGUUUGUGCAGA
Molecule: messenger RNA, 1108 nt
Organism: Neofelis nebulosa (Clouded leopard)
Lineage: Eukaryota; Metazoa; Chordata; Mammalia; Carnivora; Felidae
Gene: DEMA1
Product: chromosome 9 C2orf74 homolog
Exons: 5
Coding region: 225-857 (210 amino acids)
Source: RefSeq, a predicted model, not a curated record